GUAUGAAGCCAGCCAUAUCAUUGGCCCCGGUAUAAAUAGCCCGCGAUAUCGAGGCAACGAUCUAACAAAGCCCUAGUCCGUCAGCAAGCAAGUCACACACUAACGCUCGGCACCUUCCAUAGCCAGACGCUACCGUCUCUUUACCAGCAUGUCCUACUACGAUUACCCCGCCGUUGUGCGCACACGAAGCGCCACUCCCAUGACGGCCGAGAUGUCCAAGCUCCUUCCUUACGUCACUGACAAGACGAUGUCCCGCCAUCUUGGGGCGACAGGACGUUCCAUGGAUAUGGGCCACGCCAAGUCUUACUUCAACCCCGCCACCCGCAGCAUGUACUCCCGUUACUCCCACAACGACUGGUCCCUCUCCAACAACAUCAACUUCAACCUGUCUGAGAAGGAGAGGUCGUUCGCCGAGCGGCUGCGGGCUGACGCUUGGAGGGCCGUCAAGGAGACUGACGCCAGGACCAGAAACAGACAGACUGACGUCACCAAGAGGCUAGGCGAUCGAGUGGUUGACAUUGCUUACUGGAAGAGCGAACUUAACAAAGAACUAAAUUGUCUGGAAAGAGACACUGGUAGUCUUCAGGAGUACAAGCGCACCCUGGAGAAGGCCCUCGCUGACACCGCCAACCCCCUGCACGUGGCCGAGGAGUGUCUCAUGCACAGGGAGAAGAGGCAGGGCAUUGACCUCGUCAAUGAUGAAGUGGAGAGGACACUCGUGAAGGAAGUUGACAUCAUCAGGAGGUGCCAGGCUAAGAUGAAGAAGGUCCUGGAGAAGGCUUACGUCCAGCUCAAGAUGAACCGCGCUGCCCAGCACGCUCUGGAGAUCGACUCCAAGGACAAGCACCACGCCCAGAACCUGGAUGACCGCAUGCAGCAGCUCAGGAACAGCUCUGCCGGCAUCGGCUACUACCCCGGCAUUGAGAGCAUCGACAACACCCUCUCCAUCCCUGUGUCCUGGGCACGCUACACGCAGGAGAACAUCGCCCGUUCCCAGAAGGAGAGGGCAGCUUCCGAGAGACUGCGAGGUGACAUUGACACCUGUCUCCGCGCAUGUGCAAACGAGAUGUGGAACAACUUCAAUUCGGUCAACAACAACUUCAACACGAGGAUCCGCGAGACGACAGAUGCCAGGAAUAAGCUGCAGGCUCACUUGCAGAGGACCAUGCAGGAGAUUUUCGAUAUGGAGAGGAACAUCGAGCUGCUGAGGAAAGCCAUCCAGGACAAGGAGUUGCCAAUGAAGGUGGCUCAGACCCGUCUUGACGAGCGAACCAGGAGGAUCCAUGUGGAGCUCUGUAACGACCCCGUCAUGAAGUCACUACAGCGUGAGGUCAACGAGAUCCGUGAGUCUGUCCGCAUCCUGAAGGAGCGUCUCAAGUCCUCCGAGCUGUCUUUGGCGCGUCUCAUGAAGACCAAGGCCACUCUGGAACACGACAUCUCCGUCAAGGAGAACAGUCUCCGCAUCGAUUCCCAGUGGUGUAUGGGAAUGAGGAAAGGAUUCCCUAUGGAUCCUAAAGUCGGACCCAUAUUCCAGAUGCCGACCUGCUAGGGACAUACACACCAACCUAGGACUUUCAUAAUUGUGCUCAAUUUCUACCCAAGGAAAUUUGAACAAUUUGCAUCUUGUUAUCAUACAGCACUGUUACAUCUGAGGUCAGCGGACCCAUUUGAAGGAUACGCGUGGAAGCGUAUCGUGUUUUUGCAAAAAAUUUGGUACUUGUGAACAUGUCUGUUUUCUCACGCUAUAGUCUUUGUAUUGCCCGACACCUUCUGGUCUCAAGCCUUCAAACAAUAGUCAGCGGAGGUCUGAUGGACUGACUCCUACUGAACCAUGUGAUAACCUGUAUAUACAGACAAUUGCUGUGAUAUAUAAACCCAUAUGUGAGCCCAGUAACCCAUACCAAGUCGGUGUUUUUAUUUGUUGUUCUCGGGCAGAGAGGAAUCUAAUCUAUAAAAUUCAUACUGUUUAAAGUUUCUAAAAUAAUUUGUUACCAGAGUUUAAGCAUGUGUAUUUCUUUGUAGUAACUGCAUCUGUGUUUGUUUGGAAUCAUGUUGAUUUAUCGUAUCCUUAGUGUGCCGUGAGUAGAAUAUUGCCCGAUCAAAAUCAUUUUUAGCUAGAAUAUGGCGCUUUGCCACCAACCCCAGUCACUUGCUCAUACCAUCAUUACAAUCUGUUCAGAAUUUGGUAAAGUGCACCGGAAGAGUUCAGUAUUUUGUCCAUGUCCGUUUACCAACAGGAUUAUGCCUAAAUAAAUCUUGCCAAUUGAAGGUGUACAUGACAAACAUUGUCGCAAUCGACACCAUAUUGUCUUUCACGUACAACCAUCGAAACUGACCGGCAUCAGUGGAACAAAUUGUAAGGCUUGCCGUCUUGCUAUGGACAUCCGGUGACUUCUGCGCAUGACCAGCUGACAUGCGCAGACACAAAUUCUGUCUUUUUCGUCAUUUAACUAUGAAACCGCAUCAGUAUUACAGUUUUCAUACAGUGACUAAAUGUUCCAAGGGCUGGCGUUUCACUGCAUUGUUUAUGUUGAUGUUUACUGUUGUUUUGUUGGUCUAUAUUUGUACAAUAUUAUUGCUUGGAAUCUGGAGGUUUGUUUGUAAAAUAUCCACCCCUGAAAACUCUUGACAUUUGUACAGCUAACGUUUGCACAAUAAAUUUAACUUAUCAGAAAAA
Messenger RNA from Haliotis rubra (blacklip abalone), 2677 nucleotides. RefSeq names its product tektin-3-like. The record is from RefSeq and is a predicted model, not a curated record. Bases 149 to 1549 code for a protein of 466 amino acids. Lineage: Eukaryota; Metazoa; Mollusca; Gastropoda; Lepetellida; Haliotidae. The transcript has 10 exons. Gene Ontology annotation, biological process: cilium assembly; cilium movement involved in cell motility. Gene Ontology annotation, cellular component: microtubule cytoskeleton; nucleus.